Molecule: messenger RNA, 880 nt
Organism: Tribolium madens (black flour beetle)
Lineage: Eukaryota; Metazoa; Arthropoda; Insecta; Coleoptera; Tenebrionidae
Gene: RpS4
Product: 40S ribosomal protein S4
Exons: 5
Coding region: 49-834 (261 amino acids)
Biological process (GO): translation
Cellular component (GO): cytosolic small ribosomal subunit; ribosome
Molecular function (GO): structural constituent of ribosome; RNA binding
Source: RefSeq, a predicted model, not a curated record
CUAACUACAUUACCGACCCUUCUCUUUUCAUCCGGGUGAAGUGUCAAGAUGGCGCGAGGUCCCAAAAAGCAUUUGAAGCGUCUCAAUGCUCCCAAAGCAUGGAUGUUGGAUAAACUGGGGGGUGUGUUUGCCCCUCGGCCUUCCACCGGCCCCCACAAACUACGAGAGUCGUUACCUUUGGUUAUUUUCCUGCGAAACAGGCUAAAAUAUGCAUUGACUAACUCAGAAGUGACCAAAAUUGUCAUGCAGAGAUUGAUUAAAGUUGACGGAAAAGUCAGAACAGACCCCAACUACCCCGCGGGUUUCAUGGAUGUUGUUACUAUUGAGAAAACUGGGGAAUUCUUCCGUUUGAUUUAUGACGUCAAAGGAAGAUUCACAAUCCAUCGCAUUACAGGAGAGGAGGCCAAAUAUAAGUUGUGCAAAGUAAAGAAAGUACAGACAGGCCCCAAGGGCAUUCCCUUCUUGGUGACCCGCGACGGACGCACUAUCAGAUACCCAGACCCCAUGAUUAAAGUUAAUGACACCAUCCAAUUGGAAAUCGCCACUUCGAAAAUCCUUGAUUUUAUCAAAUUUGAAUCUGGUAAUUUGUGUAUGAUUACUGGAGGUCGUAACUUGGGGCGUGUCGGCACAGUGGUGAGCCGCGAACGUCACCCAGGUUCCUUUGAUAUCGUUCAUAUUAAGGACGCAAAUGGACACACGUUUGCAACUAGGCUUAAUAAUGUAUUUAUCAUUGGAAAGGGUAGCAAACCUUAUGUAUCCCUUCCAAGAGGUAAGGGAGUCAAAUUGUCCAUCGCUGAAGAAAGAGACAAGAGGUUGGCCGCCAAGACCCAAUAAUGUUGUAAGAUUUACAAUAUUUUCAAUAAAAAUUUAAAACCCUAAA